Scomber scombrus (Atlantic mackerel) is the source of this 732-nucleotide messenger RNA. Its product is annotated as centromere protein J-like. The transcript has 4 exons. The annotation marks the transcript as partial. The record is from RefSeq and is a predicted model, not a curated record. Lineage: Eukaryota; Metazoa; Chordata; Actinopteri; Scombriformes; Scombridae.
UCCCCUUUCUUCCUUCCUUCUGUCCUUCCUUCCUCCCUCCCUCCUUCUUUCCUUCCUUCCUCCCUUCCUUCCUUUCCUUCCUCCCUUCCUCCCUCCCUCCUUCAGACUGCAGCUCUUUUCUCAGGAUUCCUCCCACCACCAGCAGCAGCAGGGAGGAUGAAGAUAACUCAUCCUCCCAGUGUCACCAGUUUCCCAAGCUCCCUCCACCCCCCCCCUCCUCCCAGUCUCAGCCUGGGGUCUCACCAGUUAAACCCAGCAGAGGAAUAUUCUCCCAGUCAGACUGACGGUCUCGGUGGUCAGAAAGUGUUGAAGCAGCCACGCGAUCUGAAACCACAGAAGAAGAAUCGUCUUUCAUCUGAAAACAAGGCGGCACGCAGGUGGAGGGGAAUUCACUGUCAAAGAGCGGAGCAGGAAGAUGAGCUUGAGAGGAGACACAAAGAGAGAGAUUGCAUCCUUUGUGACAGAGAAGAAGCUCAAGUUACAAGAAACCAACAAAGUCUCAGCAAACUGGAAUGUGAAGCUAUGCAGGCCCUCAGGCAGCAGCUGGAGGCCCUUCAGCAGCAGUUUGAGCACAGAGAGACGUGUUGGUCUGUAGUUGAACACCAGCUGGAGACGCUGAGCAGAGAGAACUGUGAGCUGAGGGAGAAACUCACAGUGAGGCAACAGUGCUGCCUAUUGGCCGGAAGAUGUAUUACACCAACACACACUGACACCCAGGAGCAACUGGAAGAG